This is a messenger RNA of Diaporthe batatas, 2141 nucleotides long. RefSeq lists its product as uncharacterized. The record is from RefSeq and is a predicted model, not a curated record. The coding region runs from base 332 to 1771 and encodes 479 amino acids. The transcript is spliced from 3 exons. Gene Ontology annotation, cellular component: mitochondrial matrix. Lineage: Eukaryota; Fungi; Ascomycota; Sordariomycetes; Diaporthales; Diaporthaceae. Gene Ontology annotation, molecular function: 2-methylcitrate synthase activity. Gene Ontology annotation, biological process: tricarboxylic acid cycle; carbohydrate metabolic process; citrate metabolic process.
CUUGCCUGCCAGGCUUGCUUGGGGCUCAACGUCACAACCCCCCAACCCCGCGCUCGGGUCGAGGCUUUGCCUCGGGAUUGGCGGAGCGGUGCACAAUCUCCCUGCCUUUAUUAGCCCGAGGCGAGGGGAUUGGCAUCACCAUCACCGGCUGCUGAGGCUGACAUUUAUAAGUUAGGCAAUCAAGCCCGGCCGACCUCACAACAAUUGCCCGUCCUGUUAUCCAACCUUGCUCUGUCUACUCUGCUCCCGUCCGCCGUCCAAGCCCCAAUACCGCCAGUAUCUCCCUCCAACACCAGGACCGGCCAGCCAGCUCUCACUGCCCGCCCGCGCGAUGGCUGCCCGAGUACAGAGCUCAUCGCGAGCCAUGGGCGCUCUGCGGCCACGGGUUCUGCGUGCCCGCCCAGGCGCCAUCGCGAGUGUCUCAGCAAGGCCGUACUCGUCCUCGCCGGAGCCUGACCUGAAGACCACCCUGAAAGAGGUCAUCCCCGAGAAACGCGAGCUUCUCAAGAGGGUCAAGUCCCACAGCUCUGCCGUCAUUGGGGAGGUCAAGGUCGAGAACACUCUCGGCGGCAUGCGCGGCCUGAAGGCCAUGGUGUGGGAGGGCUCCGUUCUCGAUGCCAACGAGGGCAUCCGCUUCCAUGGCCGCACCAUCAAGGACUGUCAGAAGGAGCUUCCCAAGGGCAAGACUGGCACCGAGAUGCUUCCAGAGGCCAUGUUCUGGCUGCUGUUGACCGGCAGGGUUCCCUCCACCAACCAAGUCCGUGUCCUGUCGCGCCAGCUGGCCGAGCAGGCCCAACUGCCAGACUUCGUCAACAAGAUGCUCGACGCCUUCCCCACCGAUCUCCACCCCAUGACACAGUUCGCCAUGGCCGUCUCCGCUCUCAACUACACCUCCAAAUUCGCCAAGGCGUACGAGAAGGGCUUGAACAAGGCAGACUACUGGGAGCCCACCUUUGACGACUCCAUCAGCCUGCUGGCCAAGCUGCCCACCAUCGCCGCCAAGAUUUACCAGAAUUCGUACAAGGGAGGCGGCGCUCUGCCUGCCGACGUUGACCUGGACCAGGAUUGGUCUUACAACUUUGCCGCCAUGUUAGGCAAGGGUGGCAAGGAGAACGAGAACUUUCAGGAUCUGCUGCGCCUAUAUCUCGCCCUGCACGGCGACCACGAAGGUGGUAACGUGUCGGCCCAUACCACCCACCUUGUCGGAAGCGCUCUGAGCGACCCAUUCCUCAGCUACAGUGCUGGUCUCCAGGGGCUUGCGGGGCCUCUCCACGGUCUCGCGGCUCAAGAAGUCCUGCGGUGGAUCGUUCAGAUGAAGGAAGCCAUCCCGUCGUCGUACACAGACAAGGACGUCCAUGACUACCUUUGGUCGACCCUCAACUCGGGUCGUGUCGUACCCGGCUACGGGCAUGCCGUCCUGCGCAAACCGGAUCCUCGCUUCGAGGCUCUUAUGGACUAUGCUUCCGCGCGCCCCGAGAUUGCUGAAGACCCUGUUUUCCAGCUCGUCAAGAAGAACAGCGAGAUUGCACCAGAGGUCCUUAAGAAACACGGCAAGACGAAGAACCCCUACCCGAACGUCGACUCGAGCAGUGGUGUUUUGUUCCAUCACUAUGGCUUCACCGAGACGCUCUACUACACGGCCACAUUCGGUGUGUCGAGGGGUCUGGGUCCACUGGCGCAGCUGAUUUGGGAUAGGGCAUUAGGACUGCCCAUCGAGAGGCCAAAGAGCAUAAACUUGGCCGGAAUCUUGAAACAGAUUGAGGGCAGUUAAUCGCAAGAACUUCGCGGCGUAUGGGGUUUGUGCGGAAGAGGAAUUCAUAAUUUGAUCCAUGCCCUUCCCGCAGCUAGUGGUCCGCUGUUUUUGUCCCCUCACCGGACUGGCUCUCGUGAUAACACCCAACAACGACCGACUCCAGUUAUAGAUAUUUGAAUCCCACGCCGUUUCAGCCUAAGCACAUACAGCGAAUUCCACGGACAGGCAGAUAUGAGUUUUUCUGCUCCCUCUGGCUCAGACUUGUAACGGGGCGAUUGAUUAGGAUUAGGGGGGUGGGUUAGCAACAGCCAGCAGUACUUAGCAUAUUAUAUAUUCAGCCUCCUAUUUACCGUAAGGUUUCACUUCUAUAAUAUAUUUUAUUAUUAUA